AUGGCUUUUUUGUGCCUUUUGUGUCCUGGACUCAUUGAAGCCAUGGAGGAUGUGGAGGUGAUGGAGGUUGUGAAAGUGACUGAAGAAGUUGAAAGUGAGAACAAACGAAUGGAGAUGACUUCCCCCAGAAAGAGGAGGAGCAAGGCAGAGGAAAACGGUCUGGAAAAACCCAAGAAGCCCAGGUCUGCCUACAUGCUGUACUACUUUGAUGUUCAGCAGAUUAUGCAACUGGGAACCCUGAAUCUGCCUCAGUCGGAGGUUAACAAGCGAAUCAGUGAGAGCUGGAAAAGACUUAGUGUAGCUGAGAAGAGCUACUACCUGGAGAGAGCCAAGUUGGAAAAGGAGGGGAUAGAUACAACAUCUCAAGGCUCCUGCAAACACCUGCCAGGCUUCCGCAAAAUCCUCCCCAGAGCCAAUUGCUUUCUGCUGCCAAACAGCGCCGCCUCUAAUUAUCAGUCUGCAGGCUCUCGCUCAGAGGGGACCAUCAAAUUACAGGACCCUCCAGCCGAAGAAGGCUUGUCCUCUGUCGCCCUCAGGGUCCCUGAAUGCCAAGUGGAACCUGUUGGGUUGGCUGCCGAGGUGCAAAUCUCAGAGCUCCCUUCUGUUCCUAGUGACACAGCAGAAGAAACAGUGGAGUCAUCCUCUGUUUCUCUCCAAAGAACUUCACUCAAGCCUUCGUUGAAAACCCUGACCUCCACAGACACCCAAGACUCACAGGGUUCUGCUGAUGAGACGCUGCAGGCUGUAACUGUGAAAACAAAAUCCAGUGGGGUAACGGUGCAAAUGAUGCCAAGAGAAAUUACACAGAUGCUAGCCAUUGUUCCCACACAGAACCCUCUGGAGCCCCGACCUUUAGCAGGCCUCAGUACUCUGCAGCCGGUCAUGAUGAUAUCUGUAGGAGCCAAAUCGGAUCAGGUUACCAGACCUUCUUACAAAAUGUCUUUAAAGACUUACACCAGGAGAGGUCGAGGGAGGUGUCUAAAUCCUGGCUGCUCAUUCAUGUAUGUCACUCGACACAAACCGCCUACAUGUCCUGAAUGUGGGAGCCAUUUGGGAGGAAAAUGGACACCUGCUGUAAAGGCCAAAAGAAAACAAGAGAAAUCUGGAGCUUCUAAGCUAACAACUGACAACAAGAGUGGGGAGAGCCGCCAGGCUGCACUGAAUGUUUCUGCAGACAUCAGUGAAACUAAGAAAGAAGGACAAGCAGAUCAGGGUGACGUCAAACAACCCGCACAUUUAACUGCAGCGCCCCCAGAGGGCAGCAGCGCCACACCGCUUCCUCAAGUCUGGACACAGAUAAAAGGAAGCUCUAAAAACCCUUCUGAGAAAGCAGUAAAGAGCAGUGGUGUUGUCCAGAAGAGGCCUGUGAGACCUAUCCUUCCUGCCCUCUAUAAGCCAGGCGGUGCCGUCAUUCAGAUCUUGCCUGUCCCGCCUGAAAAAGAAAAACUUCAGGGUGUUUCCAAAAACAAGAAUGCAUCUGAAGCUGCAGCGCCUCGGGAGAGUUUGUCGGGUCUUAAACCCAGCACUUUAAAGCAGCUUGGUCAGACCGUCCCAACGAACUCUACCAACCAGGACCCCUCUGCUCCUGCAGACAGAAAACAGCAUGUCACCUCAUCCUCUGACAGAGGUGUGAAUGUUGUGUCCCUGAUGCCUUUUAAACAUACGGUUUCCUGCUUUGAUUUGGGGCUAUCUACAGCACGAGGACGGGGCCGCUGUAAGAACCCGGCCUGUGACUACAUUUAUAAGAACCGCCAUAAACCUGCUGUUUGCCCCAAAUGUGGCAGCGAGCUGACCAGAAAGAAUACCACAUCUCCUAAGCCUGAGACUUUGCUAGAUCCCUAUCAGGAGCUGAGUCCUGCCCAGAAGGACAUCCAGCGGCAGAGCACUCUGCAGUUAAUCCGCAGCAUGCUGCAGAUUCCUGAGAGCGAGACGGAGCUUCAGGAAAUAACAAGAAUCAUCCAGGAGCUGAACAGUGUUAAAGUUGUUUUGGUUCGUAGUGGUGAGGAAAACAAUGUCGACACUGAGACGCUCUUUGAGACUGGGUGGCCUCAGUUUUAUGAAUCGGCAGCUACACACUGCGGCCUGUGUAACUACCCUCUGUUCAAAGGGGGGCAGGGUACCGUCGCAGGGCAGGAAGACUGCUGGCUGCUGACGGAGACUCUGAUGCAGACGGCAUCUCUGCAGCUUAAAGUGUGUCCCAACGUUAAAUGUUUGGCCCUGCACUGCUUCACAGAUCUGCAUCCAGGUUUGUUCAACAUUGGGAACCGACUGCUUGUUAGUCUCGACUUGUUUCUGAAGGUCAGAGCAAACAUCAAACUGGGCCAAACUCCAUCUCAGGCUGCCAGGUCUGUUUUUGACCAAAUCCCAAAUCAUCCAGUCCACAGUCUGUCCUCAGAGGGAUCAUCUCAAGUUCAAGAGCUUUUCCUGUGCGGUUACUGGGCCUUUGAGUGUCUGACAGUGCGGGAUUACAACGACAUGAUCUGUGGUAUUUGUGGCAUUGCUCCAAAAGUUGAGAUUGCACAGAGGGACAGAAAAUAUGCACUGGAGCUGAAGAAUGUGGAGUUCACCUGGCCUGAGGGUUCAGUCUCAGAUGAAGUACUGGUGGAUGACUUCUGGCUGACCAUGGAGGGCGAAGCGAUCGAGCAGGCAGCUUUCCCUGCAGACAUCCCCAUCACACAGAUGGAUGCUUCCAUCAUCGCUCCAUUUGCCCCCCCUUUGAUGAGGAGCCCCACAGUCAUCAACACAGAGAAGGACAAACUCAUGGCACAGAUACAACAGCCUGCAGGAGAUCCAUCAGUUUUGGUUCGUCUGAUCCAUGAUGGGCAGCUCCGACUCCAACAGGUUGAAGAUCACAGCGAGGAGGAGCUGAGAGUGAUACUGGAGUCCUGUGGGGUUGGCCUGGCUACUGGCUCCACUAAGAAUGAGCUUCUGGCCACUCUAGUCAACCUGUACACACAUGUUCACAGUGGCCUUUCCACAGCUCCACAGCCACCGGCCCAUCUCACAGCAGGCAAGCUCUCCAAGGUUUGCCCCCACAAGGUGGUGUGUUCCUCUAAGUACUUGGUGAGAGGAGAGACGGCUCGGGACCACGUUGAUCUGCUCCUGUCCUCCCGUAACUGGCCCCCAGUUUAUGUUUGCGACUGUCCUCGUCAAGUGGCGCUUUGCACUGAUCUGCAGUAUCCGCAGAUCGCAGCACAGAUGUGGGGCAGGAACCAGGGCUGCUUCUCUGACCCCUUCGAAAAGCCAGAAUUUGUGUCAUGCCCUGAGCUACAGGACCAGCCGGAUGCCGACCUCACCUUGGUGACGGAGAACCAGCAGGUUCACCCCAUCACAAAGUCUCCUUCCUGCUGGCUGGUUUGUCCUCCAGGGUCUGCGCAGCAGACCUCUGCCCUGGAACAUCACUCUAUGACCCACUGCAGAGAUCUGGAGCCAUAUAUCAAUCUGCUAACAGAUCAGGACACUGAGACCAAAGAGAAGCAUCACACAGAGGAAGCUCUAAAAGAACAGACUGAUAUAACAGAGAAGGCCUCUUCUAAGGAAGCAGAGGACCGUACAGACAGUGCAAACAAACAGCCCGUGGUUUUCAACAACGCAGCUUAUUAUUACCUGUAUAACCGCCUGGUAGACUUCCUCAGCAGCAGAGAAGUGGUAAACCAGCAGAUCAGCCAGGUUGUGAAGGCUUGUCAGCCUGGACAGGUGGUGAUCAGAGAUGCUUUGUAUCGCCUCGGAGUGGCAGAGAUAAACACAGAGAAAGAUGGAGACGAGUUAGAGACAGAGACAGGAGAGAAUCACCCGAUUGUUCAGGGUGAUUAGAAAAUAAAUCAGUGCCGUAAAGAGAUUAAGGUGCAGAAAUGACUUUAAUAAUAUCCAGGAGGCAAAAUAAAGUGCUGGUCACAAUUUUUUAAUAUGACACGUUGAAGUAUUAGCCUAAUGGCAGAUAGAUUAAAUAAAUUUUCUGGUCUGUUUACAGCAACUUGCUUAUGUAACUUAAAGGGUGGGAUGUUUCACUAAAUGGCUCAUGUGACCUUAUAGCGCCGCUCUAGUGUAAGUUAUAGGUCUAGCUCCACGAAUGACUUAAAGAUACACAGUGUUGCUUUAAUACGACAUAAGAGUUUAAAAGUUAAGACGCUGCCAUUUAGAACCCUGUCAGCUGUACUUCAGAGUAUGAAAUAAUUUUAUAUACUAACAUAAGUAUAAGGUCCAAGCUGAUAACAAAGCUGCUAUGCUCCUUUUUUAUUUUCACACAUAUGUAGAACGUUAUCUAAAUGUUUUUUAUAUAAAACAUAAAGGAUAAAAAAUUUUUUUCUGAUACUUGACUGAGCAGAAUUGGAUAAUAGUCAAAAGGAACAAUUAAUAUAUAUUACAGCAGUUUCACAGAUAUAAUCUGUAGCAUUUAUCAUUUAAAUUUCAUUUUUUAAUUUUUAAGUUUCAGUCAUAACAUUUCAAGAAAUAUAAACACACAUUAAAUGUAGCCAUUUUUCCCACAAUAAGGCCACUAAGUUUCCACAGUGUUAUUGUUUUUUUUUUUGUUCCGGAGUGAACCGACCUUUUAAUUCUUUUCAUAAAGCAAACUGUGAUUAAGCUUUCUUUCAGUCAGCUGAUCGUUGGCAGCAAUUAGUGAGGAAGAGGCAGUGCUGCUACCCAGCUGGAGAAACCUUCCGUCCAUUUUUCAUAUUUAAAGUAUUUGUAAUAUCUAUAGAUUUGACUUGUAAAGCUCUGAGGCAACAAGCCAGAGAGAAACUUCACUACACCUUCAGUCCAGCAGGUGGCAGGGAUGAGAAAACUUGUUCUCCCUUUCUUUACAGUGGCAACCACUUGAGUAAAUCCAUCAACAUAAAAGUUUAUUUUCUUUUUCUUUCAAAAUCAAUCUGCAUCGGGCCAGAGUUCCUUUAUAACUGCAGGAUUUAUUUAAACUAACUAAUGCUGUCGGUUUGCAGCCGAGUGUGAAGUGGCAGGGAUGAGGAUCAGUGCCUCCAAUUCUGAGACCAUGGUCUUGAGCUGGAAAAGAGUAGAGUGCUUUUCCCUGGGUUUGGAAGGAU
This is a messenger RNA of Cyprinodon variegatus (sheepshead minnow), 5039 nucleotides long. It is a transcript of the gene hmgxb3, whose product is annotated as HMG box domain containing 3. NCBI's taxonomy places the organism in Eukaryota, Metazoa, Chordata, Actinopteri, Cyprinodontiformes, Cyprinodontidae. The record is from RefSeq and is a predicted model, not a curated record. The coding region runs from base 1 to 3813 and encodes 1270 amino acids. The transcript has 21 exons.